This is a messenger RNA of Solanum verrucosum, 3536 nucleotides long. RefSeq lists its product as uncharacterized. The record is from RefSeq and is a predicted model, not a curated record. Gene Ontology annotation, molecular function: zinc ion binding. The transcript is spliced from 8 exons. The coding region runs from base 1 to 3051 and encodes 1016 amino acids. Lineage: Eukaryota; Viridiplantae; Streptophyta; Magnoliopsida; Solanales; Solanaceae.
AUGAUCAAAUUUGCUGAAACAUGGAUAUCGGACAUUGCACCUAUGGCAAGGGCAAUACUAGAAAGAAACAAGGAGUAUUCAAAUAAUUGUAAUGUUCAAUGGAAUGGGUUGAAUGGUUUUGAGAUUAGUGAGGGAGAAUAUUCAUUUGUUGUUGACUUGGAGAAGAAACAUUGUGACUGUAGGUUGUGGAUGUUGAGAGGUAUUCCUUGCCCUCAUGCUAUUUGUGCUUAUUAUUACUUGAAUCAAGAUCCUGAUCAACAUGUAGAGCACUGGUAUAAGAAGGAAACAUUUCUCAAGGCUUACAUCCAUUUUAUCCAACCUAUUCUCAAUAUGAGGAUGUGGCCUGAAACUACAAAACCAACAAUAGAGCCUCCAAAACCAACAAAAAUGCCAGGCAGACCUGGCAAGAAGAGAAGAAAGAGUAAGGAUGAGCCAAAAAAAUGGGGGAAACUUUCAAGAAAAGGAGUAAAGAUGACAUGUACCAUAUGCAAGAAAACUGGUCAUAACAAAGCUGUGUAUGAAAGAGUUAGAACACAAUCAAGUCAACAAAGUUUUGUUUGUGCUGAUACCACUGUUGUGCCAAGAACUACUCAAACAACAUCUACAAUGGGAGGUCCAUCGCAUUCUACUUUCAGAACCACAUAUGCAACUACACAAUCAAGUCAACCAAGUUCUAUUUGUGCUGACACAGAAUCUGUGCCAAGAUGUCCUCAAAAUAGGGUUCAAGUUGGGACUGGAAGAGGAUUGGGAAGAAAAAAAGCUAAUGCAAGAGGGACCCCAAUUGUUACUGAAAGUGAUAGUUCUUCUAGUCAACUGCCACCUUUAUCAGGUCACAAAAGACCGUACAAUUCUGCCUCAUUUGCUGCUGCUACUGGAGGUAAUAGAAGGCCUGGUUUUGGUGUUUACUCUAAUCCUACAACUGGAGCCCAAGUAUUUAAUCCUGGUACAUCAAGUGAGAAGAUUCUACAUGGGCCAACAAAAUUGAAGAGUGCUUCACCAACCAAUAUAGACAUUGGCUUUAAACCUCAUGGCCUAAAAUGGAAGGGAAAAGAUGCACUAUCCCAUUCCCACUACGACGCCUGUCGUCUUCUCCCAGAAUUUCCCCUUCCCAACGCAUCCUCCAUGCUUUAUCUGUCUAUUCUCAACAAACAACUAUCUUCAGCUAUGCUCUUGUUUCCUUACUUGAGUGGGCAUCUAUGUUUCUUCAUUCAUUUUACUUCUAUUUAUGGUUUUAUUGUUGAAGUACUGCUAUUGUAUAAGCUUCUCAUUCCACUUAUCGGAAAUAAGGGCGGAACUGGUAAGGGUGCAAGGAUGGAAGAUCAAAUUGUGGAGCAUACUUCGUUAAAAGAUGAGGAAGAAGAAGAGGAAGAUGAUGACGACGAGGGGGAAUUGAAAGAGAGUAAUAUAAGAUGGAUUGUGAACAAAGGAUUAGGGUUGGGGAAGAAGGUUAUGAUUACAAGUAUUGUAAUCUCUUCUGCCCCAGUGGUUCUUCCUCCGCUUAUUGUUAUUUCUGCACUCGGGUUUGCAUUUUCGGUUCCUUUUGGUCUUGCUUUUGCUAGUUAUACUUGUACUGAGAAGCUUAUGAACACGUUGCUUCCGAGGUCAGAGCCACCUCUACUGUUGGAGUAUGGGGAUAUGUAUGAAGAUGAUGAACAAGUAGGAGGGAAAGGUCCUGGUUUUGGUGGAGAAAUGUUGAUGGAAGAGGAGGAAAAGAAAGAAAUGGAGGAUGUAAAAGAAGGGGUUGAAAUGAGGAUUGAGUUGGAGAGCAGUGGAUACGAGGGAGGACCGACUCUUGUUGAAGAUGAAGAUGUUGGCAGAGCGGAGGAAGAAAGAGAGAUCAAUGUAGAUGAGGAUGUUAAAGAAGAAGGAUAUGAAGAAGAUGUGGGUGAAUGCUUGGAAGGAGAGAAUGAGGGACCAAUGAAGGAGGAAAAUUUGGAAAUCGAACGAGCAAGAGAAGCAGAAAAUUGGGAAUUUGAUGAAAAGAUUAAGGAAACUGAGGGUUUGGAUGUGGUGGCCAAAGAAGCCAGGGGAGAAAAUGAGGGUGAAAAAGACCUUACUUUAACACCAGGUCUGCCAGAUAAGAAUUUUGUUGAAAUAUAUGUAGGUGAUGCAGUGAAGGAAGAUACCUUAGAGAGUUCAGGUGGACUUGAGGGAAAUGAGGAUAGAAAGGUUACGCGUCCCGAAGUCAUAGAGAAGCCAUUGGAAAGCAAAGACGAGAGGGUAGAUAGUCUUGUGAGAGAGCUUCAAGGAACAAAAACUGAAAAAGGACCCGAGGUUACUUCGGAAGAAAAAGAGAUAAUAGAAGUAACAAGGAAACCAAACGUCAGCAAAAGCUCAAAGAAACACCACAAAAAGAAGAAAGCAAGUGAAAGUAAAAAUGUUGCAAUAUCAGAGAAAGGGGAGGGGUUGAGCAACAAGCAGCAGGGAGACACUGAUGUGAAAAUAAUUGGAAAAAAGGAAGAGGUAAAGGAUGAAGUUAAGGUGAAGCAUGACGAGAAGCAUUUACCAGUGAAAAGGGAGACCAAAGAAGGAAGAGACGAAGCCAACCAAAGUGGUGUUUCCAAAAAGGCCAAGAAAGCUGCUGAGAUGGACAAAACACUGCCCGGGAGCAGAGAUUCAGGAAAUGGCAAGCAUGUUGCAAAAGAUGCUUCGUGUCCAUUGGAAGGCAAGGAUAACCUGGUAGCUGCAAAAGAGGUUCAAAGGAAGGCACCUGAUGUCCGCCGGAACCUUCCAUCUGAACGAAAAGGGACCACUGAUCAAAAGAAAAAUGUCAAUGCCGGUGGUGUCAAUCAGGUUUCUGGAAGAGCAGGGAUUCCAGAGGCCAAACCCGCCAAGGAGUUCUCCAGUGAGGAGAAGAUAUGGGAGAAGAUGAACGCAAUGAGAACAAUCGUGGGAUACACAGCAGCCACUCAACCUUUGUUGGUAGAUGAACUAAAGGCGCUAUACAUCUUUACUGGAGUCGAGCCCCCAUCUACGUUCCAUAACCCGUCCACUUUGGAAGAAGUGAAUGACAAGCUUCAGUUUCUUAUGUCGAUUGUGGGAAUAAAGUAAAGUGUUAGUACGUACUUUGUUUGGUCUGUAUUUUCUUAUCGUCUACUUUUGUCUUGUUAGUUUGUCAAAUUUUAGCUUGAUACUGGAUUUGUGUAUGAUUAUGCUAGAAAUUGCACUUUGUUGUAAAAUCAUCAGCUUGAAUGUUCUACAGAGUUUUGGCUCCUUUUAGGAAAAUAUUCUUCUAUGCUUGAACAUUGCUCUAUCUUGGUGGCGUCGGUUCUGGAACUGGAACUGCGUUCUUGUUGAUGUUUUUGAAAACUCACUGUUGUGCAGUCUUUGAAUUCUGAAUGUGAUCUUAGCCAAGUCUCUUAUUGUCUUCCAGUUGAUUGGCUUCUCGUGGACUGCCCCGAGUUUCGAGUUUGUGUCUUGGCAUUUCAGCUUUUUCAAUAGAAUAUUGGAGUUUCCACAAGGCAAUGGUGUAUUGAGCCAGAUGUCGAAAAGCAACUGAUCUCGGUGAACAGAGUGAGAUGUCGAACUUCAUGGAG